Messenger RNA from Priceomyces carsonii, 885 nucleotides. RefSeq lists its product as uncharacterized. The coding region runs from base 1 to 885 and encodes 294 amino acids. NCBI's taxonomy places the organism in Eukaryota, Fungi, Ascomycota, Pichiomycetes, Serinales, Debaryomycetaceae. The record is from RefSeq and is a predicted model, not a curated record. The transcript has a single exon.
AUGGCAUUAUGCUCACGUGUGUUGAACAACAGCAAGAGAAGCUGUGAGUUUGACAAUGGAGCUUCCUGCUCCAAGCGCAGAAUGAUCUAUUCUGUGAAUCCUGCGUUGUAUUCAUCAUCGGAGAGCGAAGAUUCAGAAGACGAACAGUCAUGCUACAGAGCUGAACAAGCGAGGGCUAAAAGAAGAGCGUCGUCUAGAGUUUCGUUUUCAUUGAAUUCAGAGUUAUCGCGCGCGGUAUCGAAGUAUAGCGAUGACGAAUCUUCUGCAGGAGUUAAUGAAACUAAUGAAAAUAUUGACUGCAAAUUAUCGAGCUGUCAAGGCUCGAAGUUUUUACCUAUCUCAGAGGCUACUAGCUGUGCUGGAGCCAAGAAGAUAGUGUCUGACCUGGACAGGGAAUCGAGGUCUCGUUGCUUUGAAUAUUUGGUCGGAGCAAUUGACGAGGCUUGGGCUAGAUAUUGCAAUGCGACCACAUCUGUUGAAGAUGAAGUAUACGGAUAUGAUACACCUGUUUCGGUUGUGACUGAUGAUGACGAUUACUUUGACAAUUCGACUGACUUUACGGACUACGACUCAGAUUUUGGUUUAGCUGAUGGAAAAACGACUACAUCGACGUCCAAAGGUGCGGUAUCGUCAGGAAAAGCAUCCAUCGAUUCUAAAGACGAAUCUUCGCAUCAGUUACAAGCACUCAAGGAUCGUUUGACAAAAGCCAAAUACUUCUUGCAGGAUUUAGUUGAUUCAGAUGAUUUUAACGAAGUCACAUCAUUUUGGAAGCGUUGGGACAUGAUCAAAUAUGCCACCAUUGAAUUAGUUGAAGAUGAUGAUGAUGACGAAAUCGUUGAAUCAACUAUUGAGGAAUUAGAAGAGGGUAGAUUGUUUUUGAAAUAG